This is a messenger RNA of Fukomys damarensis (Damara mole-rat), 1155 nucleotides long. Its product is annotated as putative P2Y purinoceptor 10. Bases 112 to 1155 code for a protein of 347 amino acids. The record is from RefSeq and is a predicted model, not a curated record. Lineage: Eukaryota; Metazoa; Chordata; Mammalia; Rodentia; Bathyergidae. Gene Ontology annotation, molecular function: G protein-coupled receptor activity. The transcript has 2 exons. Gene Ontology annotation, cellular component: membrane. Gene Ontology annotation, biological process: positive regulation of Rho protein signal transduction; phospholipase C-activating G protein-coupled receptor signaling pathway.
UGUUACUUCCUCUUGUAGCUGUACAAGCCUGCAGUUCUCCACAGGAUAUCUGGGUAGAAAGGAAAUCAUCACUCCGAUGCUUUUUCUAAAGAAGGAACAUAAAUCUUCAAAAUGGGAAGUAACAGCACAAACAGUACAAGAGCAAAGUGCACUGAGCUUCAAAUGCCAUUUCAGUACUCACUCUAUGCAACCACCUACAUCAUCAUAUUCAUCCCUGGUCUUCUGGCCAACAGUGCAGCCUUGUGGGUUUUGUGUCGUUUCAUUAGCAAGAAAAACAAAGCCAUCAUUUUCAUGAUCAACCUCUCUGUAGCUGACCUUGCUCAUGUGCUGUCCUUACCUCUUCGGAUUUACUAUUAUGUCAAUCACCACUGGCCUUUCCAGAGGGCCCUUUGCCUGCUGUGCUUUUACCUGAAGUAUCUCAAUAUGUAUGCCAGCAUUUGCUUCUUGACAUGCAUCAGCCUUCAGAGGUGCUUCUUUCUUUUCAAGCCAUUCAGAGCCAGAAACUGGAAGCGUAGGUAUGAUGUGGGCAUCAGUGCUGCCGUCUGGGUCAUCGUGGGGACUGCCUGUUUGCCACUUCCCAUCCUGAGAAGCACUGGCUUAGCUAACAACAGUGAAUCCUGCUUUGCUGAUUUGGGGCUUCACAAUGUUAGCAUAGCUUCCUCGAUAGGCAUGGUAACCGCAGCUGAACUUGGAGGGUUUAUACUGCCUGUGGUAAUUAUUACCUGUUGUACAUGGAAAACAAGAAAAUCUUUACAAGAAGUUCAAGUGCCCCUUCAGAAUACCAAAGAAAGGAAAAAGGCUUUGAGGAUGGUCCUGACGUGUGCAGUGGUGUUCAUUUUGUGUUUUACCCCUUAUCAUCUCAACUUCCCAUUCUUUAUGAUGGUGAAGCAACAGGUGUUCUCAAACUGCUCCUUUAUUAAGAGCACUCUAUGUUUCCACAUCAUUUCACUGUGUCUUGCAAAUCUCAAUUGCUGUCUUGACCCGAUUGUAUAUUAUUUCAUGACCUCAGAAUUUCGUAAUCAAUUUUCCCAACGUGGCAACUUGGUUAUUCAGUCAUGUGUGAGAUGCAAGGACAGUGCUUUGGAAAUUCAGCAAAGGAAAGAAGAUCUUCAAACUAUCUCUCUUGAAUGUUUGGAUGAUUUCAAGACAAUGUAA